Scutellospora calospora is the source of this 305-nucleotide messenger RNA. Lineage: Eukaryota; Fungi; Glomeromycota; Glomeromycetes; Diversisporales; Gigasporaceae. The record is from the annotation of a GenBank genome assembly.
AAGUUAUUCUAAUAAUCAUGUAGCUAAAGAUUUUAUUGAUGCUAUUGGAAGAGUUAUUGAAGAAGUUAUAUGUAUGAUUGAGCUUACAGAAGGAACAGCUAAUGCUAUUGUUAAAAAAUUAAAUAUUUUUAUAUAUGCGAAAAAUUUACCAAUUAAUCAUUUAAUGAAUAUAGAAAGUAAUAGAGCAUCCAUAAUGUUAGCUGCACAACUAAAACAACAAAAUCCUUAUCUUAUUGAGAUUCACUGUAUUUCUCAUCAUUUAGCAUUAGCGAGUGAAGAUGCUGCAGCUAGUAUUCCAUAUUUGA